Armigeres subalbatus is the source of this 1223-nucleotide messenger RNA. RefSeq lists its product as uncharacterized. The coding region runs from base 198 to 1040 and encodes 280 amino acids. The transcript has 2 exons. The record is from RefSeq and is a predicted model, not a curated record. Lineage: Eukaryota; Metazoa; Arthropoda; Insecta; Diptera; Culicidae.
CAAACGAAAUUCUUCUAGUUUUAACCUUGUCUCAAAUCAUCAUGGCCCAUCUGCAUCAGCUCGGUUCAGUCACGUUCGACCUUAAAUGGAUUGUUGAUGAAUCUAUCAAACUUACCAAUUAAUUGUACUACUUAAGCUACCGACAUAAGAUAGUAAUCACACAGUCCAUUUUGAUAAAUCUAAAGCAGUAGAGUAAAAUGGCAUAUCAUUGGUUUGUGGCUUUGCGAGUAGUUAUGGUGUUUGCUGUUUUAUUUCAGGGCGCCAUGACACAAGGUAACGAGGCUACGAGAACCUCAAAUGCUCCGGAAAAGGAGCACUCUACGCAGCAAUCCAUCAGGAUUUUCAGCUUGAAUGACUUUUUAACACAUAUUGGUAUGGAUAACACGAAUCAUGAUUCGGUUUUGCAUGAUUCCAACAAUCACGCGGGUGUACGUUGCUCGAGUCAUGCAGUUGCUAAUAAUGACGUGCAUGCAAAACGUCCGAUGCCACAAUGCAAACACCCAAUGUGCAGGUCACCAUGCUGUGUACGAAGAUUUCUUGCAAAACAGCUAAAAGAAACAAACGUCAACAUCAAUCGUCUUCUGGAGUGCCUCGUCAGAAGUAAUGUCAUAUCCAACUGUCCGAAUGCACCUAGAAUCGAUUUGAACCUGAGUAAAGAACAAGACAUCAGCUGCUCAGAUUUAGAAUGCUCAAUGCUUGAAGAUGCACAGUCAAGUGAAAAUGAUGAUCAGCACCGAUCGUUGCAUCCUUGUACUUGUGGAACGUGUCUGUACAAACUAAAUUUACCAGGCAAUGCCGAUUCUAAUGCUAAAAGCAACCACAACAAAAAAGUUCAAAUCAAAGAAAAACCUUCAAUAUAUCACCACACUCAUUCAACGCAAGAUACUCGUUUCAGUGAUGGAAAGCGAGUUUCAAGUGGUAACAGUUUUGAAGACGGUACUGAUAACAACCAGGCUACUAAAUCGCCUCGAAGAAGAACAUGCAGAAAAACGUCCGGUGGCUCUAGCGCUGGAUCGAUUCCCCGGAGUAGCGUCAAAUAGCAGCACGAGUUGAAUAUUUGGGGUUUCUGUCUCUUCACUCGUGUUUUCUAGAAAAUAGUCUGUAAAAUAUAAGAUAUAUAAAAUGAUAAUGAAAAUAUGUAACAAUUUAGUCGAAAAUAUUACUUAAACGAGGGAACAAAAAUCUAAGGGAAGUUUAUAGCAUAUUCAGCCCACGCGCUACAU